CAUGGUCCCUACCGGCUGGAGUGCAUCCAAGCUAUUCCAAUGUGCCUGUGAUCAGGUAAACAGGCAUAUUUUAAACAUUAGGCCAUUUAGCUCAAGUAAAAAUCAAGAGAAGAUACAGCCAAGUAGGUCUGAAUCAUGACAAUGAUUUGCCUCAAAGACGAGAGAAUUUGUCCCGUUUAAUUUGUACUGAGGUGUCUUUUAUCUCCUUGGUGGGUUUUUCCUGCAUGCUAGUAUUCUGCCAAAUUGGCUAAUGAAAGAAACAGAAUCCCAACUAAUAGUUUUCCAUCAGUAGUACUACUCAAAAACCAUGGAGUACUAAAUUUCAAAACAUCACCCAUGCCUCCAGCACCUCCAUCUCUACCAGCCCUUCUGAAUGGCUAGUUUAGUCUCCACAUCCCAGCCCAAGAAACUCUCUCUUUUCCUCAACACAUCCUUCCUCUUCCUCCUCUCAUUCUUCAUCUUCACCAAUGUCCUCAGCCAGUCCAAAGGCUCUACCACAGCCUCAUUUAUCCAUGCUAGAAGAGCACUCUUGCAGCACCCAAACAGUGAUAAUUGCACAGGGAUUCAUCAGCACGCUGAUUAUGAAGCCAAGUGUUCAUAUGUGAAAUCGGAAAAGGCUUGUUUGCCCAAAGGGUACAUAAACUACCUCCAAGUUUUCUACUGCAGCUGUGGCCAAGUGCCCGUGUUGGGCUACGUUGUCUUGCUCAUAUGGCUUGUUCUUCUGUUCUAUUUGUUGGGUGACACUGCUAAAGAAUACUUCUGCCCAUCAGUGGAAAGCUUGUCUAAGAUCUUGAAGCUCUCGCCAACCAUCGCCGGAACCACCCUCCUUCCUCUUGGUAAUGGUGUCACCGAUGUGUUUUCCAGCAUCAUCUCCUUUACCCGUUCCGGUGAUGGUGGUGUUGGCCUCAACAGUGUACUGGGAGGGGCUUUCUUCAUAUCUAGUGUAGUUGUAGGCACCAUAAGCAUAUUGAUCACAGAUCAUGAGAUUGCAGUUGACAAAUCUAGCUUUGUAAGAGACGUCCUCUUCUUCCUUUUUGCUAUUUCUUCUCUGUUCUUCAUCGUUAUAGUUGGAAGAAUCAGCUUGUGGGGUGCAGUUUCUUUUGUUUCUAUUUACUUGGUCUAUAUUCUGUUGGUUUCUCUCAUGCACUUCUUCUACAGAAAGAAAGAGAGGGUAGUAAACUUAUCAACAGCCUCUCCAAGUUCAAGGAGCUUUCUAGGUGAAUUUGGUGAGACGGGCGUGCCAUUACUGGGCUAUGUUGAUGAAGAAAUCCCCAUUUCAGUGGAUAAAGCUGAUCUUGAAGCUUCGGAUCAGAAAGAAGGAGAAGUACUAAUUCCGGAUGUUGAAUCACCAAUUUUCGUACACUUGUUCUGGUUUCUACAUCUUUUGGAGCUGCCCCUCUACUUGCCAAGAAGGCUCACCAUACCAGUGGCUCGAGAUGAAAGAUGGUCCAGGCCAUUUGCUGUUAUUUCAGUUACACUGGCGCCAAUUCUAAUAGCCACUAUUUGGAACACUCAAAGGCAAAACAUGGAUGCCAAAACCAGUUCUGAAAUCUACAUCACUGGAGCAUCACUUGGCUUUGUUCUUGGGAUUCUUGCAUUUUCCACCACCAAGAAAUCCGGCCCACCAAACAAGUUCUUGCUCCCUUGGAUUACAGCAGGGUUCUUGAUGAGCAUCACGUGGACAUACAUCAUCGCAGAGGAAUUGGUUUCUUUGCUGGUUUCUUUAGGGCACAUACUGGGAAUUAGCCCCUCAAUUCUAGGGCUUACAGUCCUCGCUUGGGGCAACUCAACAGGGGAUCUGAUAUCCAAUGUUGCACUGGCCAUGAAUGGUGGCUCAGAUGGGACUCAAAUUGCAGUGUCAGGCUGCUACGCGGGGCCAUUGUUCAACACAUUGGUGGGACUGGGGUUCUCCCUGGUUUUUGCAUCUUGGUCUGAAUACCCAUCUUCUUAUGUGAUUCCUAGUGACCCUGUUCUGUUGGAGAUUUUGGGAUUUCUCAUGGCUGCCUUGCUCUGGGCUCUUGUGAUUUUGCCCAAGAAAAAUAUGAAGCUGGAUAAGUCUCUGGGCAGCGGGCUCUUGGCCAUCUACUUUUGCUUUCUGUUCCUGAGAUUUUCCGGGGCUCUUGACAUUCUGAAUCGCUAAUGGGGCUUGAAGAUGAAUUCUCCCACGUUUGAACUCGUUUUGCUCUUUCUCAGUAAUAUAUACUUGUGAAGGAUCUGUUCUACUCUGUUUAAAUUCGAUUUCAAAUCUUUUCGUUUUCUUCUUCUUCUUUCUGUUUUCGAUCGAGUCGAGAAAUUCGUGUGCUUGACUCAAUGGACUCGUUCAAACCCAACAACUGGGUGUGGAAAGAAUCUGCAAAGGGCUUUCGCUUUCAAGAGGCAACGCAGAGAGAGUUGAGUUGUUCAUUCCCCAUGGGCAAAGCUCGUCGGCAGCCCGCAAUGAAUGUCGUCCGAGUUCCAUAAUUCCGAUGGGUUAAGAUCUCGCCAGUGUUGGGUGAGUCAAUGCUUCCCAUCCUUGCUUUUUUUUCUUUUUUUUUUUAUAAUAUAUAUAUAUAUUUUUUGUCAAUAAGAACCUGCAUUGCAUUGAAUAAAUAUUGGAAAAGAUGUCGCCAUAGUCCCUUACAAUCUGGAUUCAUCAUUUUUCUC
Messenger RNA from Diospyros lotus (date-plum), 2643 nucleotides. Its product is annotated as cation/calcium exchanger 1. Gene Ontology annotation, cellular component: membrane. NCBI's taxonomy places the organism in Eukaryota, Viridiplantae, Streptophyta, Magnoliopsida, Ericales, Ebenaceae. The record is from RefSeq and is a predicted model, not a curated record. The transcript has a single exon. The coding region runs from base 374 to 2140 and encodes 588 amino acids. Gene Ontology annotation, biological process: transmembrane transport; monoatomic cation transport. Gene Ontology annotation, molecular function: monoatomic cation transmembrane transporter activity.